Molecule: messenger RNA, 978 nt
Organism: Enhydra lutris kenyoni (northern sea otter)
Lineage: Eukaryota; Metazoa; Chordata; Mammalia; Carnivora; Mustelidae
Product: T-cell surface glycoprotein CD1b-like
Exons: 5
Coding region: 262-942 (226 amino acids)
Biological process (GO): immune response; antigen processing and presentation, exogenous lipid antigen via MHC class Ib; antigen processing and presentation, endogenous lipid antigen via MHC class Ib
Cellular component (GO): external side of plasma membrane
Molecular function (GO): exogenous lipid antigen binding; endogenous lipid antigen binding; lipopeptide binding
Source: RefSeq, a predicted model, not a curated record
GCCUUUCAGGGGCCCACGUCUUACCACGUCAUCCAGAUCUCGUCCUUCACCAACAGCAGCUGGGCCCAGACCCAGGGCUCGGGCUGGGUGGGCGACGUGCAGAUUCACGGCUGGGACAGCGCCGCGGACAGGGCGGUCUUCCUGAAGUCCUGGUCCAAGGGCAACUUCAGUGACGAGGAGGUAGCGGAGCUGGAGGAGCUCAUCCAGGUCUAUCUCAGCGGGUUUGUCCUGGAAGUGCAGGACCACGCCUCCGAGUUCCAGAUGCAGUACCCCUUUGAGAUCCAGGGCAUAGCCGGCUGUCAGCUGCACCCUGGCGGGGGCACCGAGAGCUUCCUGCGGGGGGCUCUGGGAGGACUGGACUUCGUGAGCCUCAAGAAUUACUCCUGUGUGCCCGCCCCAGAGGGUGGCAGCAGGGCACAGCGCAUCUGUGAGCUCACUAGUCAGUACAAAGGCAUCCGGGACAUCGGGGAGAAGCUCCUCUUUGAAACAUGCCCUCGGUAUCUCCUGGGCGUCCUCGAUGCAGGGAAGACAGAACUGCAGAGAAAAGUGAAGCCCGAGGCCUGGCUGUCCACUGCCCCCCGUCCAGGUCCCGGCCGUCUGCUGCUGGUGUGUCACGUCUCCGGCUUCUACCCGAAGCCUGUGUGGGUGAUGUGGAUGCGGGGUGAGCAGGAGCAACAGGGCACCCAGCGAGACGACGUCCUGCCCCAUGCUGAUGGGACGUGGUAUCUCCGAGUGACUCUGGAUGUGGCGGCCCGGGAGGCAGCUGGCCUGUCCUGUCGAGUGAGACACAGCAGUCUGGGAGGCCAAGACAUGGUCCUCUACUGGGGAAACCCCAUCUCUGUUGGCUUGAUAUCGUUGGCAAUAAUAGUGCCCCUCUUGAUCCUUUUGAUUGGUCUUUCCUGUGGGUUUUUGAGACGCUGGUCAUAUCAGAGUAUCUCAUGAACCCUUGUCAUGACUCCUCUUCCAUCUGGAAGAAGC